GGGGGCCAGCGGAACGGAGAGACCGACGUGCUAUUCCUCUUUGUACUCAACCAGAAGAGUUGAGGCCGGCUCUGCCUCCGCUGCCUUCUCCUUUUUUUAACAGAAGCAGGGAGUCUGGAUGCUGGAAAUAGCCCUAUAAGCCGGUUACCCGUCCACUUUAACAGCAACAGUCGGAGUGUCUUUGUGGAAGCGGACAUCCCAUGUCAGUGUCCCUUUGAGCCAUUUUGUACAACAAAAGGUUCAGCGACCGUUAUUUUCUUUUCUUUCUUUUUUUUUACCGGGGGGGAUUUCAAGUCACACACAGCUAUUUAUUUGUGGAACAACACUCCCAUUUUUUACACUUCCACACCUCCAGAUAGGAGGGGGGUCCAUUUUCCUUUUUUAAGAAAAGAAAAACCAUCCCCUAACCGAGCGACAAUGGCAGCUGUAACGAGCCCGGAGACAAGCCCUCAACCGCGGGUAUAUUUCCAGACGCCGGCCGGCACCACGGAGGAGCCGGAGACUCCCGUUAGGAAGCAGGGACGGGUUACCGUCAAAUACGACCGAAAGGAGCUGAGGAAGAGACUGAACCUGGAGGAGUGGAUCAUCGACCAGCUAACGGACCUCUACGACUGCGAGGAGGAAGCCAUCCCUGAGCUGGAGAUCGACGUGGAUGAACUGCUGGACAUGCCCAGUGACGUUGAGCGAGCAGCCAGGGUCAAGGACUUACUGGUUGACUGUUUUAAACCCACUGAGGAUUUCAUCUCAGAGCUGCUUGACAAGAUCAGAGGAAUGCAGAAGCUCUCUACGCCUCAGAAGAAAUGAUGGCAUCCAAACUUUCCCCACAUUUUCCCUUCCUCUCCAGCCCUCCGUCUCGUCUUCCCUCCACACCCCACGUUUUUAAUUUAAGGUCUUCUUCCUCUGUUUAAGGUCAUAAAAUGUUAGAAUUGUUUCUGGCCAUAAUUGUCUCGGUCGCUUCGUUUUGUUUUUGAGUUUUGUACCGUGAUGGAUCUGGACUUCUUUCAUCAGCAGAAAUUAAUAAUUCGCCUUGGGGCUUGUCUCUCCUCUGCCCUAUUGUUUCCUCUCCUGCCGUUACUGUACUCUUCCUCCUCUUCCUCCCAUCUUCCCAUCUGUCUGAGGAAGGAGCAGAGUCCCAUAAUUACUGUAAAAGCGGGGAGGAACAUGUAAAAUACGAAACAGAGUGAAAACUGAGGAUGAAAUACUUCAGCCUCCACCAGCGAGAUUAUGUGAAUAUUUUAACUUGUUUGAGAUGUUUUCCCUUUCCUGGUUCUGUUUGAGGGAGAUCGUCACUUCACUUAAUCUGUUUUAAUAACAUUUAUGGGGUUCUGUUUUUGCCGCCUAAGCACAGGUAGUGCUGCAAAAAGACUUUUUUGGUGUCUCUUAAAGGGCAUAUAUCAUCAUUUUAGCCACUUCAUCUGUGUCCAGACUCACAGCUCAGAAUAGUUGGAUUCAUUUCAUGACUAAAAAAAUAUGUUAAAAAAUAAAUAAAUAAAUAAAAAGUGACAGGAAGAGGAAAUGUAAAGCAGCUGAAAGUUGCUGAAGAGUGUAAAAUUUGGAUUCAUAAAGUGAGAAUUUAUAUGGUUCUCUUUCCAGCAUGGAAAAUGAAAUAUCCAAGAAAUUGGAGAUCUAACAAACUGGUAGACUUCAGAGGGAUUUAAAAGCUUGGUCAGGAAGUCUUCCUGUAAUUAACUAGAGUGGAGAACUUGGGAUAAAAAUCUGAACUAGUACAAUUAGUGCUCCAGUUCUGACCAACAUCUUUAAGAGUAACGAUGUUGGUCAGAAAGAAAAAAAAAUCUUAUGCUACGCUAGUUGUGGCUAGAAGGGAAGUUGAGAUCAAAUAAAAAAAUCUAAUCAAAUGUUAUUUGUACACAUUUCAGCAACAAGGCAUUUCAAAGUGCACAGAGCACAGUGAACAAUCGAAACAUCACAUUUUGCCAUCUUUACACAUCAGAUCGUUUAUUAGUAUCUCGAUUGUUGAUAGAGAUACUCCAUCUGUUCUCCUUCAUUUGACUUAUAAAUGAUGAAACAAACAAAAUCCUGCUAAUUAUUGAAAAAACAGCAUUUUCUUACAGGAUAAACUUUAUGCUCUCAAACAACCAUCACCUCGGUCUGGCUGUUGACUCCCUGCUUUUCGUCUCAUCUCAUCGCUUUGGCUCUGGUUGUUUCUUAGGGCAACACUUUUGAAAAUCUCUCACUCAGGAUAGCACAUAGAUUAUGUGCUAUCCUUCUCCACAUAAUCCUUAAAAAUGUAGUCCUGUGAUUACCAUGAGAGAUUUUCAGACUUUACGUAAUUGUCCAUAUAUGGUAGUGCCUUCCUGUUUCAGUAGGUGUGAUUCAAAAAAGUCUUAGAAAAGACUAGGAUGUAAUGUGUGUGUUUCAUAGGGUUUUCUGGCUGUAUUAUAUGAUGAUAUAUGCCCUUCUAAAUAAACCCAGCACUGUGUCAUUUUUGGGGGAAGAAAAUCUGAACCUCUGACCACAAAGCGUCGUGUAAAUCUAUCUUUAGUACAGCGAAGAGGAAACUUUGAUGCCUGGAAAUAGUGACUGAACCUUUACAAAGACUCACUGGUCAGGCGUUUGGCUACAAGGCCGGUUUUAGACCUUCAGAUAAAUGUUCUUGUUUUUAUUUGAAGCUAGACCAGAAGUGGGUUUUUUUCUUCUAUUCUUUUUUUUUUUAUUUUUAUAGGCUGCAUGUGAAUUUUGGUUCCUCAAUCCAGCCUGCACAUACACAUGUACGUCUGUGUUGCUAUUAGUGUAUGUUGCUACAUAAUGUACAGCAACAUCUGUCAUUGUAAGGAGUGUUUUUGGGCCUGUAUAUUCUGCUGUACGUAGGACAGAGUUGUCUGGGUUUCUUGGGGUAAAGGACUGGUUCCUUUUUUAUUUCUUGUUGUCAUACACACCCUGACAGUCGUAAAGAGGGAACCCUGUAAAAAGCUGCCUUUUUUAAAACCACAACACCCUAACGUCACAUUGUUCUGAACAGAGCAGUCACUUCUCUCAUCUUUAAGCCAUUUUUUUGUUUGUUUCUCUUCACUUCUCAUGGCAUCUGCCAAUCAUCUCAAAGAAUAAGCCAUCUGUUUCUGAUCGCCGACCAAUCAGAUCAGAGACCCGACACCCGCCGGCCAACGGCAGCAUCAUCAUGUUGCAGUUCGUCUGCGCCGACAUUUACCGGCAUUUUACCGUCUGCCUUUCUCUCUACUACGGCCCGUUUUCAGACUGCUGCUCUCUCAUUUCACUCCUUCCUACAUUUUAUCCAUUUCUCAACCUUUUCCCUUAAUUUACUCCAUUUACCUUCUUAAAAAAAAAACAAAAAAAACAAAAACAGAUGUUGCCUUAGGUAUAAUUUAUGUUACACAAACCAAAAAAAAAAGAAAACAGGAGUACUUCAGUUUUUUUGUUGUUGCUGAGCAGAUCUACUCUGCCUUGCAAAAAUGGGUUCAAAUUUUUCACAUUUUAUGACUUUUACAACCAGAAACUUCACUGUAGUUUGUUGGGAUUUUAUUUCGUAGAUUGACAAAGUGCAUAAUUGUGAACUGUAAGAAAAUCUGCUUUGGAAAACUACUUUUAAAGUUUAGAUGUCUUCAUCUUCUUCCACGUGUUUCCUGUCUUCGUUAUAUGGGUUGAUGCUAAUUGGACUUCUGGUGGUUUCGUGGUGCACCAUCCUAAUAAAGGCCUGGUUUAUAGUUUCCAUUCUACCACCUGAGCUGUGGACCUCUGCAGCUCCUACAGAGCUGCCAUUCCCCACUUGCCUGCUUUUUUGAUGAAUUUGCUUCUAUUGUAUUUUAGGACAUGUGCAACGCUCUCAUUUUGAUCUUUUCACUGUGAAAAAAUCGGAUUUGUGCUUCUUCCAUAAGUGGUACUAAUGCUGUGUUCAAGUUGUACUCUGAAUUGGAAAAGUCCAGCUUCCCCAGUCAGAACUCCCUCUGAAAUCAGAUUUCCCCCUGGGAAACUGGGAGCAACUUCAUUACCCCCAGUUAAGACUUGUACAGCGUACUUUCUGCUGCAAUAUGGCCGCCUCUCGCAUCAACAGCAGACAUCUGUGGUGGAAACAUGUUUAUUUAACAAGACACAUAUCUAAGAUUGCGUCUAAAAUCAAUGUAGCUUUAAACUGGACAAAUCAGAAGUGGAGUUUGCUUUUGGAAAGUAAAUAAUGUUUGGGCGCUGCCAUGUUGAAAUUCCGGCUUAUUAAUUUGACGGCUGUUUCCUUUGUUUUGACGUCAAACCCUACUGAGAAUUCCCAGGUAACUGGAACGCCACAUUAACCGCAUUUGAUAGUUUUCAAAGCAUUUGCAGUCUGAACGGUGAUAUUGCAUUUUAUCCCACUUUGAAGUCACUGACGUGAGACUUUUGUCAUAAUUCUGCACCAGAUGAACCCAGACUCUGUAAAUCAGGAUGUAAACAAUGGCCGACGCUAACAGUGACGACACUUAGCUUUCUGUGUUUUAGAUUCCUUUGUCUUGUUGUGAUCUUGUAACGAUACUGUCGACUCUUAUUGCUCAAUAAUUUUCAUAAGCGGCACCGUCUGUUGCUACUUCCAUAAACAUCUCAAUGCUUUGGGAUCGUACCCAAAAGUCUGACUGCGCUUGCAUUUAAUUAGUAGAAUGAACACUCACUUAAAACAAAAUUGAAAUCUGAUAUUGGAAAAAAAAAGUCAGAUUUGAUCAUCAGGCACUGCUGUGCUAAUUUUAAGUGUUUAAGUUUUCGUAAGGCUCCCUUUUCAGUUGACAGAGCUCUGUGAGAUGAAUGGGAUUUUAUUUUGGGCUGACUACAGAUGCAUUCCACACUUGUGAGAUUUUAUUUGUAGAUAUCUAAAUUAUUUUCUUCCCACUUUACAAUUAUCCACUACUUUGAGUUUACCAAAUGAAAUCCUAUUUUAACUCUGAGGUUUGUGGUUGUAAUACGAAUAAAUGGAAAGUUAAACUCUUUUGUAAGACCCUCUGCUUCAUGUGGAGAAUCUCUGAUCUAUCGCUCCUUGUAUUGAAAUGUUUUCUUUUUCCUGUUAGAAGUGAGUGUUUAAUACUUAGGCCUUUAUAAAGCGACUCUGUUUAGGUAAGCAAUGCUAUUCACACAGACCUGUUUAAGUCUGGUCUGUUUUUAUCUUGAUCAUCGCACCUCUUGAUGCCAAGCCUUGAAACAACAUUUAGUUGAACAAAAAAAUCCAUUCAGAUGCAUUUUUCUGGUGCGAUUGCUUUUGCCUUUAUCUGUGGCGUUUCCAGACUGAGCUCCCGGCGGUUCCUCUGAUUGGUCGGAUUGUUUUAGGCAACAUCAAUCAGUAGCUGAGUGGAUUUUUGUUUCUAAAUUCAGGUUUUGGAUUAUAUAUUAUAUAUAUCUUCUUAGACUGUUAUCGAUAUGUCUGUUUUUUGUUUUUUUUUUACUGUUGGGGAAAAUUGCAAAAAAUAAAAAAGUAAAAAAAAAAAAGUCAAGUGAUUAUCAUUGAUGCUAAAUACAAGAGCUAAACCAUGCAGAAGGAGUAAUGGUGGAGGUGUUUUGCUUUGGGGUUUUUUUGACAAUGAUUAGAAAAACAAAUGUAGCAAUAUCAACAACAGGUUUUGUUUUUUGCCCAAUUUUGUUACUCUUUUAUGCAACUUUAAUAAAAACAUUUGAAAUUGA
Molecule: messenger RNA, 5607 nt
Organism: Gambusia affinis (western mosquitofish)
Lineage: Eukaryota; Metazoa; Chordata; Actinopteri; Cyprinodontiformes; Poeciliidae
Gene: ppp1r14bb
Product: protein phosphatase 1, regulatory (inhibitor) subunit 14Bb
Exons: 4
Coding region: 418-804 (128 amino acids)
Biological process (GO): innate immune response; regulation of phosphorylation
Cellular component (GO): cytoplasm
Molecular function (GO): protein serine/threonine phosphatase inhibitor activity
Source: RefSeq, a predicted model, not a curated record